AUGGGCUUCAUCAACGGCGAACUCCUCUACAGCAUCUUCAACUCAAUCAACCCAUGGAAAAUAGCAACCUUCAUCCUGCUGGCGGUUAAUGUCAAAUGCCUGCCGCUAGUAUGGCAUUACCGCAUCUUCAGUCCGAUCGUGAGAGCCGCCUGGGCCAAAUUCCGUCGUCGCCCCGGGCCGAACUCAUGGAUCUCGAAUUCAAAGAUCCCUACCGUGUUCCUGCCCAUGGUCACCAGCACUUAUGCUCCCUUGCUGGAAUGCGACUAUAACCUCCACAAGUCCAACAAGGGGAACCGCGGCAUGGUUGCGUCGAUUAUUGGAGGCGUCACAACGAGCUUCAGGAAGGAGAUUCGGAUGUUCCAGCAGUAUGAGGUAUGGUCGCGCAUCCUCACGUGGGACCGGAAGUGGUUGUACAUCGUCACGCACUUCGUCCGGAAGGGUUCAGUGAAGCCGAAGGGAUAUGUGGCUGCCAGAGCUAAGGGGGAGGUGUUGGACAGCUCGAAUGGAGAAACGGGAUCGCACUCAGCUCAGCCCGUUAUCUUCGCUACGUCUGUAUCGAAAUAUGUGUUCAAGAAAGGAAGACUGACGAUCCCUCCGGAGCGGCUUCUGCAAGCCUCCGGUCUCCUGGAAGAGAGCGGUAACAGCGCUGAGAACAGAAUGCGCGACAAGGAUAUGGACGGCAUCGAUCACGAUGGCAAUUGCGCAGGUGGUCCGGGAGUUUCUGAAGCCAUCGAGAGGGAGCGUCUGAAAGGAAUGAAAUACGCUGACAGUUGGAUUCGACUGGACUCCCUCCACGAGCAGCUUCUCAAGGAAGACGAGGCCAAUGGCAAUUUGGUGGCCAUUGACCAUCACAGCGACAUUCCAGGCUGCGGCUUUUCAUUUCCCUAG
Molecule: messenger RNA, 888 nt
Organism: Aspergillus thermomutatus
Lineage: Eukaryota; Fungi; Ascomycota; Eurotiomycetes; Eurotiales; Aspergillaceae
Product: thioesterase family protein
Exons: 3
Coding region: 1-888 (295 amino acids)
Source: RefSeq, a predicted model, not a curated record